Messenger RNA from Trypanosoma conorhini, 480 nucleotides. RefSeq names its product flavoprotein subunit-like protein. The transcript has a single exon. NCBI's taxonomy places the organism in Eukaryota, Euglenozoa, Kinetoplastea, Trypanosomatida, Trypanosomatidae. The record is from RefSeq and is a predicted model, not a curated record. Bases 1 to 480 code for a protein of 159 amino acids.
AUGGCCAUUACCCGCGCGCUCGUGGAGGAGCUGGAGCGUCUGCAAAAGUCGCAGCCGUCGCUUGUGCGGCUUGUGACGAAGCCCCGGGCUGUGCGUCUCAUUCGUGGACCCGCGAAGGAUGGCCCCGUCUCCGGCUUGGUGGUGGAAAAUCGCGAGGGCGAGCAGCGGGUGGAGCGCGGGACAGCGAUGCUCGCCACAGGCGGCUACGCAGCCGACUUUGACUCCGGCACCUCGCUCUUGGCGCGCUACACACCCGCGAUGUUGAAUUUUGCGACCACCAACGCCGGGCACGCCACCGGCGGCGGCAUCAAGAUGGGAGAGCCGGUAGGUGCCUGGUUGACGGACAUGCAGCACGUGCAGGUGCACCCCACCGGACUCGUGGACCCGGCGGACCCGGACAGACGUGUGAAGUUCCUUUGCGCGGAGGCCUUGCGAGGGGCCGGCGUUUUGUGGAUGAGCUCAGUUGCCGCGAUGCGGUGA